This is a messenger RNA of Moneuplotes crassus, 1887 nucleotides long. NCBI's taxonomy places the organism in Eukaryota, Ciliophora, Spirotrichea, Euplotida, Euplotidae. The record is from the annotation of a GenBank genome assembly.
UUUAGAUUAUAAAAAUUGAUAUAAAUUUAAUGAUUGAAAUUGAGGAAGAUGACUUUAUAAUGAAUAAUAGCAAUAGUGCCAGUCAGGAGAGAGAAGUGCCAACUGAAGGAAUGGAGGAAGAACUUGCAAGGAUUCCUGAUAUAAAGAUUAGGAAUGGGUUCACCGAAAAUGAUGAUGCUAUUCAUGAUUUCUCACCUGUAUUUUCUCAGAUUGGAAAUACUCCAGAAAUUCCUAAUAUGCAAACAAUGGAUGCUACCAAAGAGAAAAGCGGAGAGAAUAGGGAUAUAUUAUCUAAAUUUAAUAAGAAAAAAACCGAGCUUAGGAAAAAGUCUGGAAAUCAAGUUAAACUCGAGAAAAAGGAUAGCUUUCUUGAGCUGAUGCAACCUCAUGUUACCAAAUAAGCCUACUAGCAAGGUUGACAAAUAAGGAGCUUAUGUGAGAGGUACAUAAAGGGUCUUACUACGAAUAUUACUGAAAUGAUUGAAAAACUCUAAUAUGAACUCACUGACUAUUCCAAACUCAUAAUGGCCAUAAUCUUGUACAAUUUUCAGAUGUGAUUAACGAUGUUUCAAAAUCAGUAGAACAAUUUAGAAACACAAUAAAUAAAGCAAGGAAGACAAUCUCAGAACAGACUGAAUUUGGAGAACGUUCUCUAGCCAUCCUUGAAAAGCAAAAGGACAUUCAAAUGGAUAAGAUUGAGAGGUCCUUUACAAAAAUACAACAACUGGUGAAGGAGAGAAAAUCUGAUUUAAAGAAAUUCUACAACAAUAGUUAUAAUGAGGAAAAAUAAGAGAAUAUCAGAUCAACUAAAAACGAUAAAAUAAAGACAUAAUUAAAAUUGAGUCUAUUGAAAAGACAUGGGAGAAAGCAAUCAGCAUUAUAAAAUCCCGUUCAACUCUUUAUCUGCUAAAACGCAUUGAUUAUAUUGACGGGUUCAUAUCCUCCUAUCAUUCCUAUAUGGCAGGAAUUUAUAAAGGCCAAAAUUUUGAUCUUGAUAAUUUUAAACUGAAUAAUAAACUAAGAUGAAAGGAGGUUCCCAUUGAAGAUAUUAGUGCUGCAAUAAAAAGAAUUUGAUUCUAUUACAAGAAAAGUAGAAUGGAGGAUAAUACAUACUUCAAUUCAAAUGUGCCUGCAGAUCCUAUUGAGAAAGAAGCAUUUCGAUUGACAAAGUCUCCAAAUUUAAAGACGAAUCCUUUUGCUAAACCUCCUUUACAUGUAAACUCAGACUCAGAGAGAGUAAAGAGUGAUCUAAAGUAUUUAUACCGUACAAAUAAAAUACCCUCUCUAAAGCAUAAUAAGAAAGGACGGAAUCAGGUUCAAAAAUAGGAGUUCUCCUUUGAUCAUGAACGCUGGUAGAAAAAUAAGCUCUGUGGGUGACUCUUCUAAAGAAGAUGCAACAAUUACAAUGUUAGAUAGAUAUAAAUCUGUACAGAAGGGACCUGAAUCUUUGGCUAAUUCUUCAGAUCAUAUGAGCACUAAAAAGUUUGCUUUAACUGAUGUGAAUAAGCAAAGAGUUCGUUCUGAGGACAAGUUAAAAAUACCUCCUCCAUCAUUUUUGACAAAUCCAGACCAAACAACAAAAGCUCUCCAAUAUUUAGUAAAUAUUUCUGAUCGUUUGCAAACAUUAAAUGGAACUCUUGAGAAGAUGAAGGAAGAAAAUAAUGCUCUAAAGUAAACUUGAAGAGCGAAAGAAUCUAGAGAAAGGAGAGCUUCCAAAGUUAAAAUCUGUGUCAGGGGACACACAAAAGCACGUUGUUAAGAAAAAUAGCCAAUUGAGAUAUCGGAUAGAUCGGCCAAAACAAGGGAAACUACAGAUCAAAAAGGUCGAUGGUAAUAAACUAAAAUCUUCAGCUAUGAAAGUGUCUGAUAUAGGAAAGAAAUAAGCGU